Malania oleifera is the source of this 2836-nucleotide messenger RNA. Its product is annotated as putative U-box domain-containing protein 50. Gene Ontology annotation, biological process: protein ubiquitination; protein phosphorylation. The record is from RefSeq and is a predicted model, not a curated record. The transcript has 7 exons. Gene Ontology annotation, molecular function: protein kinase activity; ATP binding; ubiquitin-protein transferase activity. Bases 233 to 2602 code for a protein of 789 amino acids. NCBI's taxonomy places the organism in Eukaryota, Viridiplantae, Streptophyta, Magnoliopsida, Santalales, Ximeniaceae.
GAAAAACCUCCGACAUAAAACCCUUUGAGAAGGAUUCAACUUCAACCCCACAGGCUACAGUGAGCUCCCUUUCGUUUUCACUUAAUUUCAGACUUGCCUUCACUUGAACGCAUCUUGAUUUUCUUAAUUCAGUUGCUCGGCAACUUCCCCGUCAUCUUUCGGCUACGGGUCUCUCCAGAAUUUCACGGUAAUAUCCAAUGAAGUAGUUGUUUGGUUUUAAGCCUUCCGAGUGAUGCCGGCGGCCAUGGCUGCUCAACUGCGUAAGGUCUACGUCGCCGUCAGCGACGAUCUUCAAGAGGGGUUUGCGACCCUCGAAUGGGCACUCAAGAAGUGGCCUUCUCAUCCAGUAUCCAUAGUUAUUCUCCAUAACAUUUCCAAGAAUUUCGUCUACACCCCCUUUGGGAAGCUCCCCGCAAGCUCUGUGAGUGAUGAACAGGAGAAGACUGAGAAGCUAAUUUCCCAGUAUAUAACUUUCUGUGGGGAGGUAAGAACUGAAAUUCUUAAAGUGGAGACGCAUGAUGAGCCCAUUCAUAAGCGCAUCAUUGAUUUGAUCUCUGAGGUUGGAAUAACCAAACUGGCCAUGAGUAUAAAUUUCAUGAGGGCUUCAUCAUGGAAAUCAAAGAGCGAGACGAACAGAUCAUUUUAUGUUCAUCGACAUAGACCGAACUUCUGCGAAUUAUAUAUAGUAAGUGCGGGAAAAUUGGUAUUCCAAGGGGAAGACAAUGAUGAAGGAUUCAUGAAAGAUGAUGAUGAACUCAUGGUUGCAAAAAUGAAAGAAAAGAACAAAGGAUGUCCUAUAAGAAUGUUCACUGAAGACCCAACGAAUUGCUUCGCUCACGAAAGAAAUCCCCAUGGUUCAUCCACUUCGUCUAAUUCACCUUGUUCGACGAAUCAAUGGGGAAACCACAUCCAAGAAAUUGAGAACUACUAUGAGCAAUUGUUGUCUUCAGAUCUGGAUGAACAAUAUUGCGAGGAGUAUGAUACUUUGCAGAGUAAUCCAAGGGAGGCUGACGAGCCAGAGAAUACUGAUUCUAGAGUGAGUGUUGCAGAAAAAAUUGAAGGUUUGAGAAUCAAAAUAAGCAAAGCUUAUGAGACAAUCCAAUUGAAUAGAAAAGAAGCUAAGGACAAUGCUGAAAGACGAGCAAAAGCAGAAUGGGCCAUUUCUUUGUGCAAUUACCUGGCUGAGGAUCUUGAUGCUCAUAUAAACAAUGAGAUAACCAUCCGAAUGGGUCUAGAGAAAGAAUUAGACAUCACCAAAGAACAAUUCUAUGAAGUGCUAAGUGAUGUAAAAGAAAACAAGACUAGACUAAAUCCACUGCUAGAACUACAGUCUGAGCUUUCCAGGAAGCUCCAACUGUCCUCUCUAACAAAAGCAAGUGUAGAAGCACAGCUAGAGAAGGCAGCAGUUGCAAGAGCGGAGAUGGUGAGAGACAUUGAGAAGUUGCGACAACAAAGAGACAUCCUUCACCGAAGGAUUGAGUUCUGCAAAGAAAAGGAUGCCAUUGGAAUGGCUACGAGGUUUGGCGAUUUGAGCUGCAGCUAUAGAGAGUACAGGGCAGAAGAGAUUAGAUUGGCCACAGAUAAUUUCUCUGAGCGUCUACGAUUAGAAUUGGGAGAUGAUGGGACAAGCAUGUAUAGGGGACGUAUUAACCAUACUACAGUGGCAAUCAAGUUGCUAGAUUCAGUUCAUGGGUUGUCUCAUGAAGUUUUCCUAGCUAAGGUGAAGCUCCUCAGCCACAUCAAACACCCACAUCUGGUUGCCAUGAUGGGCUACUGCUCCAACCCAAGAUGCAUCGUAGUUGAAUACAUGCACAAUGGCAGCUUACAUGACACUUUAUUCUCCUCCCAUGGGAACUCCAGACAAAGAAGAAACCAGCCUUUCCACUGGCAUCACCGCAUCCGUGUUGCAGCCGAGGUUUGCUCAGGCCUGAGCUUCCUUCACCAGGCCGAGCCCAGGCCCAUUGUUCAUGGAAAUCUCAGCCCAUCAACCAUCCUCCUCAAUCGCAAUCUCAGUGCAAAGAUCAAUGGUUUCAUGGCUGCUCGAUGCUAUGACAAGCACGACAUGCAAUUGGACGUGCAUGCUUUCGGGGUUCUAGUGCUGCAGCUUCUGACGGGAAGAAAUUGGGCUGAGCUUAUUGAAGAAGCAUUCGACAGGGCAGCCAUAAUUGAGGAUUUGGAUGUAAUGGCUGGAGACUGGCCGCCUGAACUGGCUGAGGAACUUGUAGAAAUUGCAAUGAGGUGUUUGUCUGUUGGCCAUGUCCCAAACACAGACUUCAGGAUUAACAUAGCAAUGGAAGAGAUGGAAGUGGUGACAAGAAAGGCUGCAAAUCUAGCUGCAGGAGGAGGUGCAAGUAUGGAGGACUCAAGUACUAUACCUAGUGUUUUCAUCUGCCCAAUACUCCAAGAAGUAAUGAGGAACCCGCAUGUGGCGGCUGAUGGAUUUUCUUACGAGCUAGAGGCCAUACAGGAGUGGUUGGUGAAGGGGAACAAGACGUCUCCAAUGACAAACUUAAAGCUAAAGCACACCCAUCUCACCCCUAAUCACACCCUUCGUUCCCUAAUUCAGAACUGGCUUAACAAAAGAUCUCCAUACUCGGAGUAGUUCUGUUCAUUUUUUUUUAUAUUAUGGAGGAUACAGGUUCAUUUUUAUGUAUAACUAUAGUGAGCUGGUGGAUCAUAGUUCAGUUCAAGACAACGAGAUCAGGGCCGAGCGUACAGCAUGCAGGUUCAAGCGCAUGAAGAUCCCCAAGCCCAUUUGUUUCCUGGUCUGCCAGUAAUGUUCAACAAUGCACCUAUUGAAUGACAGAUUAAAUAAAGCGUUCAAUUUUCUGUCUCC